CAUUCUUCAUAGCAAACUAGGUUUUACAGAGCUCAUCUUCUCCCCUCCUCUACCACAAACUGAAUAGAAGAGGUUAAAGAGACGGCGCCGCCGCUGUCCGCCUUGGCUUAGCACCAUCACCGCUCUGUCUUGGCCCUCGGUUUUGUAAACCACUAUCAUCUCUUCCAUUCAUUUAGGGUUUAGUUUCUUUCUUCAGUUUCACUAAAAUGGGCAAAGUUUCAAAAGCCGAUAAGAAGAUUGCUUACGAUCAGAAGCUCUGCCAGCUUCUUGAUGACUACACUCAAGUCCUUGUUUCUGCCGCCGAUAAUGUCGGUUCCAAGCAACUUCAGAACAUUCGUCAUGGUCUUCGAGGGGAUUCUGUUAUCCUGAUGGGGAAGAAUACCAUGAUGAAGCGUUCAAUCAGGAUGCAUUCCGAGAAAACCGGAAACAAGGCCUACCUCAAUCUCAUCCCUCUCCUUAUUGGAAAUGUCGGUCUGAUCUUCACAAAAGGUGACUUGAAGGAAGUCAGUGAAGAGGUUGCGAAGUACAAGGUCGGAGCUCCUGCUCGUGUUGGACUGGUGGCUCCGGUGGAUGUGGUUGUUCCACCCGGCAACACUGGUCUCGAUCCAUCUCAGACUUCUUUCUUCCAGGUUCUUAACAUUCCGACUAAGAUUAACAAGGGAACUGUUGAAAUCAUCACCCCUGUCGAGCUCAUCAAGAAGGGAGACAAGGUCGGAUCUUCUGAAGCUGCACUUCUAGCCAAGCUUGGCAUCAGGCCAUUCUCAUAUGGGCUUGUUGUUCUUACUGUUUACGACAAUGGAUCUGUAUUCAGUCCCGAGGUUCUUGAUUUGACUGAAGAAGACUUGAUUGAGAAGUUCGCUCUUGGUGUCUCCAUGGUUACAUCUCUUGCUUUGGCCAUCCACUACCCCACCAUUGCUGCAGCUCCACACAUGCUCAUCAAUGGCUACAAGAAUGCUUUGUCCAUUGCUGUUGCAACUGACUACACUUUCCCACUUGCUGAUAAAGUGAAGGAGUAUCUUGCUGAUCCGAGCAAGUUUGCUGUUGCUGCUCCGGCUGCUGCUGCUGCUUCUGGUGGUGCUCCGGCUGCUGCUGCUGCUGCUCCGGUGGAAGAGAAGAAGGAAGAGGAGGCAGAGGCUAGUGAUGAUGACAUGGGAUUUGGAUUGUUUGAUUAGAUGAUUGAUGUUUGGGUGUUGAAACUUUAUGGUGCUUUCUUUCUUUUUGGUAAUAUUUUGGAUGUUUGUUGCUAUGGACAAUAGUUUAUGUUUUUUAUAUGGUUUUGUAAUGGAGUUGUCUCACUGAUAUUUAUAUUUUUAGCGAUUUUGUUUUAUGUUUAAAUGAUAGUUUUUAAUCUUCAA
This is a messenger RNA of Lactuca sativa (garden lettuce), 1355 nucleotides long. Its product is annotated as large ribosomal subunit protein uL10. Gene Ontology annotation, molecular function: large ribosomal subunit rRNA binding; structural constituent of ribosome. Lineage: Eukaryota; Viridiplantae; Streptophyta; Magnoliopsida; Asterales; Asteraceae. Gene Ontology annotation, cellular component: cytosolic large ribosomal subunit. Gene Ontology annotation, biological process: cytoplasmic translation; ribosomal large subunit assembly; ribosome biogenesis. The record is from RefSeq and is a predicted model, not a curated record.